AUGGAUCCCCGAUAUUGUGCUCAAGACAUCAUCAGGUGUGACCUUUGUGAGGGAGAUGUAGUGCAAAGUCAUUGCGAAGUUUGUUACACCAACCUCUGCAAAGCCUGUGUAAGGGAGCAUCUUUCAGCUUCAAGCAAAGGACACAAAGUCGUGCCAUAUUCAGAAAGAAGAACUCCCAACAAUCCAAAAUGCAAAAACCAUCUUAAAAAUUGUCAAUUGUUUUGUGAGAAAUGUGACAUUCCUGUCUGUUCUACGUGUAUCUCCUCAGGUAAACAUAGAGAACACUGUUUAUUAAAUAUUUUUCAGAAACUUAGCUGUAAGACAAAAGCUAUAAAAAGAGACUUGAUAGAACUUGAGUGUAGAAUUUAUCCAAAAUAUGGAGAUAUUGCAUUAGACAUUAAAAACAAAAAAGACAAGUCGGAUAAUCUCUAUCAUAAAUUGAAAAUAGCCGUUAACAAACAAGGAGAAACCUGGCACAGAGAAAUUGACAUAAUUGUAAACAAACAAAAGUCUGAAAUUGAUGACAUGAAAACUAUACACAUGUCUAUUUUAAAUAAACAGGAAAAUAUCAUCACACAAAUUACCUCCAAAAUGAAACAACGUGUUCUUGAUUUGCAGAAAACUCUUGAAUUUAAUGAUCUCUCCCUAGCACACAAAUCCAGAAACGAAGAGUUCAGACGCUUACCUCCAAAAGUCAAUGUUUCAUUGCCAGUAUUUUCUCCUCAGAAGAUUAACACAAAACAGCUUAAUCAACUCUUUGGUUCUCUGUCAGAAUUAUCAAUGACAACAAAACAUGGUAAAACAAUUGAAACUCCAGAAACUGUUUCCUACCCUCAGGCCAGACCACUGCUUGAUGAACCAGAGCUCAUCAGCACCAUAGGUGCUAAGAAUAAACUAUACAGUAUUGCCUGUCUCAGUGAUGAAGAGAUUUGGACACGUGAGAAUGACAGUAUUAUGAAACUCUACAACCUCCAAGGCAAACUAGUAAAGUCCAUUUGGACCAGCUCAUGGAAAAAUACAGAUGACAUAGCAGUGACGAAGAGUGGGGAUCUAAUUUAUACUGAUUAUAAAAGAAGAUCAAUUAACAUAGUGAACAAGAGAGAUAUCAGUGAACUGAUUAGGCUAGAGGGAUGGAAACCAAGCAAUGUCCGCUGCACAUUAACUGAUGACCUCCUGGUAAUCAUGGACAGUGAUGAUGGAGAGCAAUCCAAGCUUGUUCGUUACGUUGACCAAAUAGAAAAAGAAACCUUUCAGUUUGAUAAUACAGGUAAACCUCUGUAUUCAUCCGGUUACUUCACAAAAUACAUCAGUGAGAACAGGAACCUAGAUAUUUGUGUAGCAGAUUAUCUAGCCAAAGCAGUAGUGGUGGUUGAUCAAGCUGGAAAUUUGCGAUUUAGAUACACUGGUCAUUCAACAUCUAUCAGAAAUGUCUUUGAUCCAGUCGGCGUUACAACAGACAGUCAAAGUCAAAUCCUGACAUCAGAUCGUUUCAACAACUGUAUCCACAUCCUCGACCAAAACGGACAUUUCCUUCGUUACAUUAAAAAUUGUGAACUACAUCAUCCAUGGGGUUUAUGUGUGGACACUAAAGACAACCUCUUUGUAUCUGAGUCUGACAGUAAAAAAGUAAAACAAAUAAAAUACAUGUAA
Molecule: messenger RNA, 1650 nt
Organism: Saccostrea echinata
Lineage: Eukaryota; Metazoa; Mollusca; Bivalvia; Ostreida; Ostreidae
Exons: 1
Coding region: 1-1650 (549 amino acids)
Biological process (GO): positive regulation of DNA-templated transcription
Cellular component (GO): chromatin; nucleoplasm
Molecular function (GO): zinc ion binding; ubiquitin-protein transferase activity
Source: RefSeq, a predicted model, not a curated record